AUGGCCAACCCCAGUACCCCUCCCGUUAUCGGCCUCCUGGGCGCUGGCCAGCUUGGUCGAAUGCUCGUCGAGGCCGCCUCACCCCUCGACGUCCAGAUUGCACUUCUCGAUGCCGCCAAUGCACCCGCAAAGCAGAUUAACAGCAAUCCCCUCAACGUCACAGGCUCCUUCAAGGACCCUGCAAAGAUUAGAGAGCUAGCCGCGAGCUCGUCUGUGCUGACGGUGGAGAUCGAGCACAUCGACACCAAAGUUCUGGAAGAAAUUGACGCUGAGGGCGUCCAGAUCACUGGCCCUGAUGGGGCUGCCACCACAAAGAAAGUCACCAUCCACCCUUCAUGGCGCACCUUGAGAUUGGUUCAGGACAAGUUUGAUCAGAAAGAGUACCUUUCUAGCCAAGGUAUUCCUGUUGCGGAUCAAAUUUCAAUCAAGACCGGCUCUGAUGCCAUCAUGGAGUCUUCUCUCAAGGAGGCUUCCGACAAGUUCGGCUUCCCUUGGAUGCUCAAAUCUCGCAAAGACUCGUAUGAUGGACGCGGCAACCUGAAGAUCUCUAGCCCUGCCGAUUUCGAACUUGCCGUCAAGGACUUUGGCUCGCUAUCCUGCUAUGCCGAGCGGUGGGUUCCCUUCGAGUGCGAGCUUGCUGUCAUGGUUGUCCGCACGGAGGACGCCGAGGGUAACACCAAGAGAGUCAUUCCUUUCCCCGUCGUGGAGACCAUCCACGAGGACAACGUAUGCUCAAAGGUGUUCUACCCCCCUCGCGGUGUGGCUCCAGAGGUUGCCCAGAAGGCAAGGGAAGUGGGCAGCAGUGUUGUGGCCAAGCUUUGGGGACGAGGUGUCUUCGCUGUCGAGAUGUUCGUGACUAAGAAGGGCGACGUGCUAGUCAACGAAAUCGCCCCCAGACCUCACAACAGCGGCCAUUUGUCGAUUGAGGCUGUUCCAUAUAUGUCCCAGUUCAAGGCGCAGCUUACUGCCAUCCUGGAUGAGCCCUUCCCAGAGGAACUAGAGGCUUCUGUGGACUCAAGUAUCAUGAUCAACAUUUUAGGAGGUCUGCGUCCCGAUUCUCACUUCGAGCUCGUUCAGAAAGCCAAGUCCAUGUUUUCGAGAAAGAUCUCCGUCUACCCUCACCUUUACGGAAAGGAGUCCAAGCCAGGUAGAAAAAUCGGCCACAUCACACUGACUGGAUCUUGCUCUAUCGCGGAACUUGAAUCUUACGCCCAACCUCUUAUUGCUCUUGCCGAUAGCAUGAGGAAAGAGCGCAACGACGCGUCUGCACAGGGUCUUCGGCCCCAACAGGCCGCACCUCAGCAGGUUGUCGGCCGUCCCAAGGGCAAGCCGCUUGUCCUCGUCACCAUGGGAUCGGACUCAGACCUCAAGGUUCUCAAGGCCGGCGUUGACAUUCUCAAGAAAUUCGACUGUCCCUACGAGUUGGAUAUCACAAGCGCCCACAGAACCCCUGACAAGAUGGCACAGGUCGCAAAGGAUGCCGCUUCUCGUGGUAUCAAGGUGAUCAUCACCGCAGCUGGUGGUGCUGCCGCCUUGCCUGGCAUGGUUUCAAGCCAUACUUCCUUGCCCGUGAUCGGUGUUCCCGUUCAGGCUACCCAUAUGCAAGGUUGGGACAGCCUGCUCUCAAUCGUUUCAAUGCCCAGAGGUAUCCCCACGGCCACAGUGGCAAUCAACAAUUCCACAAAUGCCGCCCUCCUCGCCAUCCGGAUCCUGGGUUCAUUUAUGCCUGAGUAUUAUGAUAAGAUGGUUGAGUACCAGCUGGGUAUGGAGAAGGAGGUCCUGAAGAAGGCUGAAAAGUUGAAGGAGUUGGAUGCGGAUGCUUACCUUGCGCAAAUGUAA
Messenger RNA from Clonostachys rhizophaga, 1839 nucleotides. The record is from the annotation of a GenBank genome assembly. NCBI's taxonomy places the organism in Eukaryota, Fungi, Ascomycota, Sordariomycetes, Hypocreales, Bionectriaceae.